Messenger RNA from Cyprinodon variegatus (sheepshead minnow), 2484 nucleotides. It is a transcript of the gene phactr3a, whose product is annotated as phosphatase and actin regulator 3-like. Gene Ontology annotation, molecular function: actin binding. The transcript is spliced from 13 exons. The coding region runs from base 198 to 1892 and encodes 564 amino acids. Gene Ontology annotation, biological process: actin cytoskeleton organization. Lineage: Eukaryota; Metazoa; Chordata; Actinopteri; Cyprinodontiformes; Cyprinodontidae. The record is from RefSeq and is a predicted model, not a curated record.
UGCACACGCGGUGAAUUUCAGCCCAGCCAUGGCUCCCUCGUAGAUGCUCCAAGCGGCUGUUGUCAGAGCGAAUUAAAUCUCCCCCCUCCCUCUCCUUUCCACUGCUUGCUGGUUUUCCUCCUGACCUCGCUUGCCUCGCUUGGUUUUUGUUUUUUUCUAAUAUAUAUUUUAUUCAGGAUUCCUGCGCUGUCUUCUUCAUGGCUACAUCAGAUGGACUAGACGGCUGUCUGCAGCGAGGCAGAUCUCAAAGUGACCCGAACAUACUCACGGAACCGGGUCUCGAAUUGACUCACGGCACAGUCAGUACCUGCAUCCACUUCACCCUACCUACCAUGUGCUUCAAAGAAAGAGGCGAAGUAGAACUUGUGGAUCAGCAGAGGGUGCUCAGAACAGGCUGCCUGGUAACGGGGGUACAUACUCCACCCAUCCGACGUAACAGCAAGCUGGCCACCCUGGGGCGAAUCUUCAAGCCUUGGAAAUGGAGGAAAAAGAAAAAUGAAAAACUCAAGCAAAGCUCUACAGAUGUAGCAUUAUCCAGCAGCCUCAUGUGCCACGACCCCAACUCUCCCACACAAGGCUGUUGCUCAGAUGGGACAGUUUUAAUUGGAGGAUUUGGGGGACCUUUGAAUCCAAACCUCACGGUCAGCAGCGUGGAAUACCUUGGCCCUGAGGAGGAACGUCCCUCUUCUGUGUUGACCCCGCUCCAAGACUGCAACCGGCUGCAGGAGAAUGUAGCACUAUCCGAGGAGAAUGCAGAGGAGUCAGUGCACCUAACAGGGGAUCUACCUGAGGGGCUGCAGGAUACAGGAGAGCAGAUGGAAGAAAGAUCGGAAGAGGAAAUUGUUCCAGGAACAUCACCACCACAAGUACCUCCUAAACUGUUGUCCCAGCUGAGUUCUGGAGACGAUUCAGGACCCGUGUCGCUUCCUGCUCACCUGCCUAACUCCUACCUCCCCAAAGAGCCUCCACCCAGGGCCAGUGAAAGCCUAGCUUCAAUGACCCUGCCACUACGAGGGCCCCUGGCAAACUCCUCAGGGUCCCCACAUCUGGGCAAUAUGAUUCACCCUCCUAUGCCUCCCAGCUGCAUUAUGGAGGAGCUGCAGAGAGCCUUUGCUUCCAAGAAUCGUCAGGAGAGUGUCCACGAAGGAUGUGAGCAGGGUUCACCCCCACGGCUAUGGUGCUCUGAUGGACGGCUGUCUCGCUCCUGCAGCUCCGAUAACCAACACACCUCAUCUUUGGCUGGCGGCUGCGUAGGAGUUGGAGGGUCUGACUGGCCAAAGAAGGAAGCAGAAGAGAACAAGGAGAACGUACUGCUGGACCAGUGCUUUUCCAAGACCUCAGGCCUUCCCUUUGACCUGGACGGUUGGAACGAGUCUGUCAUCUCUGGUACACUUCCUCGCAGGCUAAGGAAGGAGCUGCUGGCUGUCAAGCUACGAAACAGGCCCAGCAAGCAGGAGCUGGAGGACAGAAAUAUCUUCCCAGCACGAAGUGAUCAGGAACGACAGGAAAUUCGUCAGCAGAUAGAGAUGAAACUUGCCAAGAGGCUGAGCCAGAGACCGAAUGUGGAGGAGUUGGAGAGUCGAAACAUUUUAAAACAGAGAAACGAUCAGACAGAGCAAGAAGAGAGAAGGGAGAUCAAACAGAGACUCAACAGAAAGCUCAAUCAGCGGCCAACAGUGGAUGAGCUGCGAGAAAGGAAGAUUCUGAUCCGUUUCAGUGACUAUGUGGAGGUGGCCAAAGCUCAGGACUAUGAUAGGAGAGCAGACAAACCCUGGACUCGCCUUUCAGCUGCAGACAAGGCUGCCAUCCGAAAAGAGCUGAACGAGUUCAAGAGUACAGAGAUGGAAGUGCACGCCUCCAGUAAACACCUAACUAGGUUCCACCGGCCGUGAAAGUGAAGAGUUUCUUCUGUGAAGAAAUGCUGAGCUGAGAAAUUCCCUGAAGCUGCCUGACGCCACUCAGUGGUGACACAUCAAAGAGCCCGAAGCUCUUUUUUUGUCUUCAGCGCAUCUUUAAAUUUCUUCCUGCACCCCCGUAUCAUCAGAGUGAAGAAAUGGGUGUAGGAGAAACAAGAGAGGGAUCUUUGCAGCAGUGUGUCCUGGAGACUGCUGUUUGCAACAUGGAAGCAGGCAGGUGAAAGAGACUGUAAUUGAGAAAAAAAAAUUCUGCCUCUCAGGACAAGAGCAGAAUGGGAAAAAAAACAAUCCUGUCAUUAAUUUUUUUUGUACUAAUUCCAGGAAAACUUUGACAAAUCGGUGUGAAUCCGUGUAGUGGGAAGAAGAUGUAGUGCAUGUGACCACCUUUUCUUAACUGAUGAAUAAUGUGUCACUUGGACUGUGUACAGACUGUGAAGUCGGGUGAGAAUGUGUCGGGGAGAAUUUUGAUAUGAACUGUAUAUACAGUAUGUCAAUCAGAACGGGACUGACAGUGUCUUCACUGAAAAAACAAAUACCUUUGUAAGCACUACUUUAAAAUUGUCUUCAA